This is a messenger RNA of Echinococcus granulosus, 1404 nucleotides long. Its product is annotated as 26S proteasome non-ATPase regulatory subunit. The record is from RefSeq and is a predicted model, not a curated record. Gene Ontology annotation, cellular component: nuclear proteasome complex; proteasome regulatory particle, lid subcomplex; cytoplasm. Lineage: Eukaryota; Metazoa; Platyhelminthes; Cestoda; Cyclophyllidea; Taeniidae. The transcript has 8 exons. Bases 1 to 1404 code for a protein of 467 amino acids.
AUGUGUUAUAGGCGCCUAUUCACAAAUAACUUUGUACCUGGGUCAUUCGCUGCGGGAUUCGGCGUAAUUAAUGAAAUGGCUCUAGAAAAGAUGGAACACGAUUUUGCCGCCACUGUGGAUGAGCAGAUACCUGCUUUCAAAUGUCUUGCAAAGUGCGGCAAGAUUGAUGAGGCUUUAGAAAAGUGUUACGCAUUGGAAAAACAAACGAGGACGGCUUCUGAUGCUAUUUCUACUGGUCGUCUUCUUGUUUUCAUUGUGGAAAUGCUUGGUGAUAAUAAACAAUGGCAAAAGUUGAACGAGCAUUUAGUAAUUAUGUCGAAGAAAAGAAAUCAAUUGAAGCAAGCUGUUGCAAAAAUGGUCCAGGCAGCGAUGGAUUAUGUUGAAAGCAUAGCAGAUGAACAGGUGAAACUGAACCUUAUCUCCACCCUAAGAACAGUAACAGAAGGAAAGAUUUAUGUCGAAGUUGAGCGGGCCCGUUUGACACGAAUGCUGGCUCAUAUUAAGGAAUUUAAUGGUCUCAUAGAUGAGGCUGCCGAUGUGCUUCAGGAAGUCAAGGUGGAAACGUUUGGUUCUAUGGAUAAACGCGAAAAAGUUGAAUUUAUAUUGGAGCAAAUGCGACUUUGCUUAGCUAAAAAGGAUUAUUCUCGCACACAAAUUUUAAGCCGUAAGGUCUCACCAAAAUUCUUUCAAGAGGAGGGGACUGAAGAUCUAAAGCUCAAAUUUUACAAACAAAUGAUCGAAGUCGACAUUCAGCACGAUGCCUACCUGUCGAUAAGCAAACAUUUUUGGGAAAUCUAUAAUACGAAGUUGAUACAAGAAGACCCUGAUGAGAAAAGAAGCGCUCUUUGUAAUAUCGUCGUCUACCUUAUACUUUCCCCAUACGAUAGUGAGCAGAACGACUUGAUGCACCGUCGGAUGAAACUUCGUGACCUUGAGGCUCUUCCUGAGUAUCUGGAUAUGCUUAAGGCAUUCACCACACAGGAGCUUCUUAAUUGGCAGAACUUCCGUGAGAGUCACGAAAAAACUCUACGAUGUGAGACACUGGCCUUCUGCAGUUCUACUGAUUAUCAAAGACCGGAAAAAUCCUUCAAAUCUCUACAGGAGCGUGUCACUGAACACAACAUUCGGGUGAUAUCCGCAUAUUACACCCAGAUACGUCUCGCUCGUUUGGCUGAGCUCUUGCAUUUGGAUGUUGAGGAAGCCGAAGAGUGCUUGUGCAAGCUGGUGGUGAACAAGACUGUUCAGGCUAAGAUAGAUAGGCUCGACACCGUUGUGCGCUUCACUGAAAGCAAGUUGGCAACUGAUGUGCUCAACGAUUGGUCUCACAACGCUACCUCUCUUAUGUCCCUCAUUAAUGAGGCCACCCAUCUCAUUAACAAGGAGCGGAUGGUUCACUCUGUGUAA